Molecule: messenger RNA, 513 nt
Organism: Penicillium riverlandense
Lineage: Eukaryota; Fungi; Ascomycota; Eurotiomycetes; Eurotiales; Aspergillaceae
Product: tyrosine--tRNA ligase TYS1
Exons: 2
Coding region: 1-513 (170 amino acids)
Molecular function (GO): tyrosine-tRNA ligase activity
Source: RefSeq, a predicted model, not a curated record
AUGCUAACGCAUCCCCCAAGAAUCAAAAAGGCGACGUGUGUGCCUAAGGUUGUGGAAGAGAAUGGACUUAUUGCGUUCGUCGAGCAUGUGUUGCUCCCUGCUAGCUCCCUGCUUGACGGCGAGCGGCACUUCACGGUUGAGCAGCGGGAUGCCGAACCGCUCAUAUAUAGGGACAUCGAGGCCGUGAAGAAAGACUAUGUCGCCGAUGUGCUUACACCCCAACUACUGAAGCCGGCCGUCACCGCGGCUCUCAACAGACUUCUGGCACCUAUUUCGGCCGAAUUCCAGGCUUCAACCGAGUGGCAGGAGGUUGAGAAGAAGGCUUACCCCGUUGAGGCACCCAAGGAGAAGAAGCAGAAGCAGAAGAAGGACAAGGGCAGCAGACACCCCGGCGCCGGAGCCAAGCCAUCCGAGGUCCAGGCUGAAGAGGGCAAGGAUUUGCCAGCUCAGGCGACGAAGGAGGAUGUUGGUACAAGUGCUGCAGAUGCCAUGCAGAAGAUGUCGGUCAACUAG